Cladophialophora yegresii CBS 114405 is the source of this 1956-nucleotide messenger RNA. Its product is annotated as NAD+ kinase. Bases 1 to 1956 code for a protein of 651 amino acids. The record is from RefSeq and is a predicted model, not a curated record. Gene Ontology annotation, biological process: NADP+ biosynthetic process; NAD+ metabolic process. NCBI's taxonomy places the organism in Eukaryota, Fungi, Ascomycota, Eurotiomycetes, Chaetothyriales, Herpotrichiellaceae. The transcript has a single exon. Gene Ontology annotation, molecular function: NAD+ kinase activity.
AUGACCACAUCUCCCACAAUCAGCAACUGCGACGCCCACAACCACUCCACUUCAUCCUCACCCACCACCCCUUUCGAGUCCGCUGGCAUUAGAAGCCUUCCCGCACCGCCUCCUGUCGAUAACUCAGCUCUUCUUCCUCCCCAUGGCAUGGCCACUUCCUCCUUGAAGCCAUCCAUUGGGGAGUCUAUCCUCCGCCAGUAUGCCCAGCAUUUAGACCCCAUAGACGGCGGCAGCCAAACCCACGCGGCGCGCGAUCUCGAUCAGCCAGAGCCUGAGAAGGCUUUCAGCGGCGCCCUCACUCCGGUCAGCGAAUCGUUAAGGAACUCCUACAUUGCUCACCAUCCGACGGUUCCUGUCCCGAAACCUCUGUUGUUGCCCAAGUCGUACCUGGCGCACCGCAAGAAUACAAAAUCGAUAGACAUACCCAGACAGACCAUUAUGAAGGCGCUGGCCUCACGUCGGCCAAGUGCCGGGCCCAACACGGCCCCAUUGGCCACGAAUUCGUUGAAAGCGGCUAUAGCAGAUGCAGAAGCAGCAGAGCAGCAGACAGGUUGCUCCUCUCCCUCUUCUCUGACAGCAACACUUGCAGGCUUGCAGACCGGGAUCCUGUCAGCUGCAUAUUCACCCACGUCGACGAGUUUUCUUCGCUCGCCGUGCUUCUUCCACCAGAGAUUCGACGGAGUGGCGGACAUUCAGAGAGUGUUGGAGGAGGUCGCCGACGACGACUACUCACACUCGAGACUGAUGCAGACUGCUACCGGCGUGCGCGAAGUCUCCAAGCUGCUCCAGCGUAAGCCGUUAAAGCGGGCGGUGCGGAACGUUAUGAUCGUUACCAAGGCCCGCGACAACAGUCUUGUCUACCUGACACGCGACCUGGCCGAGUGGUUGCUAUCGACACCCCGAUACGGCAGUGAGCUUGGCGUCAAUGUCUAUGUCGAUGCGAAGCUGCGGCACUCGAAGCGCUUUGACGCGCCGGGACUGUUGGCCAAGGAGCCGCGGUUCCAGAAAAUGCUGAAGUAUUGGACUCCGGAUCUGUGCUGGUCUUCGCCGGAGAAAUUCGACCUCGUGCUCACGCUUGGAGGCGACGGGACUGUCUUGUUCACGUCAUGGCUGUUUCAGCGCGUCGUCCCACCCGUCCUGUCCUUCUCUCUUGGGAGCUUGGGCUUCCUCACGAACUUUGAGUUCGGCAAGUACAAAGAACAUCUGGACCGGGUCAUGGGUGACACUGGCAUGCGCGUCAACCUGCGCAUGCGAUUCACAUGCACGGUCUGGAGAGCCGAUCGGUCUCCCGGUGCGGCAAAGGGGGCCGUGGAGGAGGGCGAGCAAUUCGAAGUGCUCAACGAACUCGUCAUCGACCGUGGGCCUUCGGCCUAUGUGUCGAACCUAGAGCUGUACGGCGACGACGAGCUCCUCACCAUCGUGCAGGCUGACGGGUGUAUAUUUUCCACGCCAACCGGGUCGACGGCUUAUUCCCUGUCGGCUGGCGGGUCUUUGAUCCAUCCCUCCAUUCCUGCCAUCUUGCUGACGCCGAUAUGUCCACACACGCUGUCUUUCCGGCCGAUGGUCCUUUCUGACACUCUGGCUCUGCGCAUCGCCGUGCCCAACAAAUCCCGCUCGUCGGCCUAUUGUUCCUUUGACGGCAAGGGGCGCAUCGAGCUGAAGCAGGGCGAUUAUGUGACUCUGGAAGCGUCCCAGUAUCCAUUCCCAACCGUUAUGACCGGCACGAACGAAUGGGUGGAGAGCGUCCAGCGAGCUCUGAGGUGGAACGUGAGAGGAGCUGUCCAGAAGGGCUGGGACGAUGGCGACGACGAAGACGGCGACCGUGCAGAAGACAAGUGGGAUAUCGACAUUGAUGCGAGCCCGCUGGGAGGCACUGACAGCGGCAUCGGCCCUAGUGAGGACGGUGACCAUGCUGCCAGCCCGAUGAGGAGGCAACUCAGCAUGCUGAACAUGUGA